AUGAUGUAAACGAAAAUGAUAGCCACUAUAUAGUUCAUCAAUCCUUACCAUACGUUAAUUACAUUACAAAAAUGUCAAUUUUAAUGAUCUCCCUGAUCAUCUCAAUCACAACAUGUACAGCCUUCUUUCUUGUCCAGAGAUUAAAGUCGAUCCACCGGAGAAGUGUCCGGCUGCCGCCGGGGCCUUAUCCCUUUCCGAUAAUCGGAAACCUCUUCCAACUCGGCCGAACCCCCCACCGUUCCCUCGCCCGACUCUCCAAAACUUAUGGGCCAUUAAUGUCGAUAAAGGCCGGAUUCGCCAACAUGGUGGUUGUUUCUUCGCCGGAGGUCGCCAAAGAAAUGUUCACCAAACACGACCGCAACACAUCCGGCAGGUUUGUCGCGGCGGCGACAGAGGCAUGCGACCACCACAAGUAUAGCUUCGUCGCUGCCCCGGUCGGACCCUUUUGGCGCAAGUGCCGUACUAUUUGCCGGGAACUUCUGUUCUCGUCGCAAAAACUUCAGGCCUGUCAGGGCCUCCGGCGAGACAAAUUGAUGCAGCUGUACGAGCACGUGAAGGAGUGCGCGAUUCGCGGACGAGCUGUGAAUAUCGAAGAAGUUGUGUAUGCAACCUCGAUUAACCUCAUGUUUGCGACCAUGUUUUCUUUCGAUUUUGGGGAGGUCGAUUCAACUGCCGCGAGGGAGCUCAAGGAGGCCCUGGAAGAAGUUUUCGCCAUGUUUAUUGCGCCGAAUUUGGCGGAUUACUUCCCAGUUUUAAAAGGGACAGAUCCGCAGGGCAUCAAGCGCCGAGGCGAGCAAUCUUUAAGGAGAAUCUUGGGAAUUCUUGAAGAUGUGAUUCGGAAGAGGUUAGAGUCGACGACUUCUCAAAAAUACGACUUUCUUGCAACGCUUCUUGACGCCAAUAAUAGAAAGGAAUACGGCAUUAGCAUCGAGGAGAUCAAGCAUCUCAUUGUGGAUUUACUGCUCGGAGGAGCAGACACAACAGCAGGCGUAAUAGUUUGGGCGAUGACGGAGUUGCUACGCAAUCCCGAAAAAGCAGCCAUAUUAAAAGAUGAGUUGAGGACUGUAAUCGGAGAAGACAAACAAGUCGAAGAAUCAGACAUACCGAGGCUUCCAUACUUGCAAGCUGUGGUUAAAGAAGUGCUCAGAUGUUACCCACCCGGACCAUUUUUAAUACCCCACAAGGCCGAAGCCGGCAUACAAGUCAUGGGAUAUACGAUCCCAAAGGACACACAAAUUUUAAUCAAUGUAUGGUGUAUGGCAAGAGAUUCGAAUAUCUGGUCAGAUCCUGACUCCUUUCAGCCCGAAAGAUUUCUAGACAAGAAAAUCGAAUUCGAAGGUCACCAUUUCGAGUAUCUUCCCUUCGGAUCCGGAAGGCGAAUAUGCCCGGGGAUAUCAUUGGGUAGCCAAAUGCUGCAUCUUGUGAUCGCAUUUCUUGUUCACAACUUUGAGUGGAAACUCGAACAAGGACAAGAGCUCGAUGUUAGCGAGAAGUCUGGUAUCGCUCUACGCAAGAGUGUUCCGCUCAUGGCUGUUCCUUCCAUCAGAUUUAUCUUAUAAUUAUUUUGCAUUAUUAGAAGCAUUGUAACAAUUAAUAUGCAUAUGUAACAUAGCUUUAAUUUCUUGUGUGCAUUUCCGACGCUUCCAAGUUUACCUGCCACACAAGUGUAUGGUGUAUGGCAAGCGAAUGGAGUAUUUGGUGUGACUUGGCUUGUCGGGCCUAGUUUGCAGGGUAUUAGGUUCGACUGGAGGUUUACCUAAUGCGUACUUUCGAAUAGCGGCUACGAGUUCUCGAGCUAUUCAAUUGUGCUCUUUUAGGGGAUUUUCUAAAUUUAUAAGUCCCAACUCUUUUGUUUGGG
Andrographis paniculata is the source of this 1858-nucleotide messenger RNA. Its product is annotated as ferruginol synthase-like. Bases 72 to 1559 code for a protein of 495 amino acids. NCBI's taxonomy places the organism in Eukaryota, Viridiplantae, Streptophyta, Magnoliopsida, Lamiales, Acanthaceae. Gene Ontology annotation, molecular function: monooxygenase activity; iron ion binding; oxidoreductase activity, acting on paired donors, with incorporation or reduction of molecular oxygen. The record is from RefSeq and is a predicted model, not a curated record. The transcript has 2 exons.